This is a messenger RNA of Sorex araneus (European shrew), 954 nucleotides long. RefSeq names its product olfactory receptor 7A17-like. The transcript has a single exon. Gene Ontology annotation, molecular function: G protein-coupled receptor activity; olfactory receptor activity. The record is from RefSeq and is a predicted model, not a curated record. Bases 1 to 954 code for a protein of 317 amino acids. Gene Ontology annotation, cellular component: membrane. NCBI's taxonomy places the organism in Eukaryota, Metazoa, Chordata, Mammalia, Eulipotyphla, Soricidae. Gene Ontology annotation, biological process: G protein-coupled receptor signaling pathway.
AUGGACCAAUGCAAUGAGACACAGAUUUCAGACUUUAUUCUUCUGGGCUUGUCAAAUGACCCAAGCCUGCAGCCUGUCCUGUUCGGAGUUUUUCUCUUCAUGUAUCUGGUCGCUGUCCUGGGGAACCUGCUCAUCAUUCUGGCUGUUGUCUCCGACCGUCACCUUCAAACCCCCAUGUACUUCUUCCUCACCAACCUGUCUGCCGUGGAUAUUGGCUUUGUCUCCUCCAUCGUCCCAAAGAUGCUGCAGAACAUUCAUACCCAGAGCAGGCUCAUCCCCUACGCCUGCUGUGUCACCCAGAUCUAUUUUGUCAUACUCUUUGCCGUGCUGGACAACCUUCUUCUGACCGUGAUGGCCUAUGACCGCUUCGUGGCCAUUUGCCACCCCCUACACUACACGGUCAUCAUGAACCCCCUACGCUGUGGACUAUUAGUCACAGUAUCCUGGCUGAUAAGUGCCCUGGACUCCCUGACGCAAAUCUUAAUGCUGCUGCGGGUGUCGUUCUGCCCACGCGUGGAGAUCCCACACUUCUUCUGCGAACUCAAUCAGAUGCUCCAACUUGCCUGCUCUGACAUCUUUCUUAAUAACGUGGUGAUGUAUAUGGCAGCUUUAAUUCUAGGCGUUGGCCCCUUUGCCGGGAUCCUCUUCUCUUACUCGAAGAUUGUUUCCACCGUCCGGAAAAUCCCGUCGGCUCAGGGCAAGUAUAAGGCUUUUUCCACCUGUGUGUCUCACCUCUCCGUGGUCUCCCUGUUUUACUGUACGGUCCUCGGAGUGUAUCUCAGCUCUGCAGCCACCCACAGCUCCCACUCAACUUCAACGGCCUCGGUGAUGUACACGGUGGUCACCCCCAUGCUGAACCCCUUCAUCUACAGCCUCAGGAACAAGGACAUCAAGAAGGCCCUGAAAUCUUUCUUUGUAAAAAAGCUACACAAAGGACAGUUGACUCAGGGAUGA